AUGACAUCGUUGCUCCGACCUCUCUUUGCACGCACCUCCACGACAGCACCACGCAUCUGCAAGACGCCCUUCCCCCAGCUUGCCCGCGCACCACACAGACUCAUGUCCGCAGAGCACCCCGCCAAAAAGAUCAACAUGUCCACCAUCAAGAUUGGAACGCACAAUGGCCACUUCCACGCCGACGAGUCGCUGGCGGUUGCCAUGCUGAAGAACCUCCCCACCUACGUUGACGCUGAGCUUGUCCGCACCCGCGACCCUGCCAAGCUCGCCGAAUGCCACACCGUCGUCGACGUCGGCGGCGAGUACGAUGACAGCGCAAAGCGCUACGACCACCACCAGCGCGGCUUCGACACCGUCUUCCCCGGCCACACCACCAAGCUCUCUUCCGCCGGCCUGGUCUACCUCCACUUUGGCAAGGACAUCAUCUCGGCUGUCACUGGACUGCCAGAGGGCGCCGACCGCGACCUGCUCUUCGAGAAGAUCUACACCGACUUCAUCGAGGCAUUCGACGCAAACGACAACGGUGUCAACGUCUUCUCGCCCAAGGACGUGGAGAAGGCAGGCAUCCAGAAGCAGUUCGAGGACCGCGGCUUCAGCAUUGCCAGCGUCGUCAACCGCUACAACUACGGCCCCUCGACCGGCGAUGCCAGCACAGACGAGGAGAAGCAGGCACGAGAGGAUCAGCGCUUCCUGAAGGCCUCGCAGUUUGUUGGCGAGCAGUUCACCAUCGAGCUCACUGAUCGCGCCCAGUCAUGGCUUCCAGCCCGCCACAACGUCAAGGCGGCCUACGACAACCGUCUGCAGUACGAUGCCCAGGGCCGCAUCUUGGUCCUGCCAGAGGGCAUGCCCUGGGCCGACCACCUGUACACGCUCGAGAAGGAGUCGCAGAUUCCCCAGGGCGUUGCCCCACAGGUCCUGUACGUUCUCUUCCCCGAGGACAAGCCAGAGGGCAAGUGGCGCAUUCGCGCUGUCAGCAAGGAGAACGGCGGUUUCCAGAACCGCAAGGACCUUCCUGACGCCUGGAAGGGUGUUCGCGACGCCGAGCUUGACAAGGUUGCUGGCAUUGAGGGAUGUGUCUUUGUCCACGCCGCCGGUUUCAUCGGAGGCAACAAGACGUUCGAUGGUACCCUGGCCAUGGCCAAGAAGGCACUGGACUUGUAG
Messenger RNA from Ascochyta rabiei, 1161 nucleotides. RefSeq lists its product as uncharacterized. The transcript has 2 exons. The record is from RefSeq and is a predicted model, not a curated record. The coding region runs from base 1 to 1161 and encodes 386 amino acids. Lineage: Eukaryota; Fungi; Ascomycota; Dothideomycetes; Pleosporales; Didymellaceae. Gene Ontology annotation, cellular component: nucleus; cytoplasm.